Messenger RNA from Sphenostylis stenocarpa, 399 nucleotides. NCBI's taxonomy places the organism in Eukaryota, Viridiplantae, Streptophyta, Magnoliopsida, Fabales, Fabaceae. The record is from the annotation of a GenBank genome assembly.
AUGGAGAAUAAUAUUGGAUUUAGGAUUGUACAAAAUGGGGACACAGUUUUGAAAGUCUUUGUCCCUGAUGAUGACAGAAUACAGGGAGUAAAUUCUUUUCAGGACAGAAACAAGGUACUUGCUGUUUCACGUGUAAUGGUUGCUUGGCAACUUAUUGGUUUAUCAAUGGGCAUCUGUGAUAUGUGCCAUAGGUACCUUAAGGAGAGGAAACGGUUUGGAGUACCAUUAGCAGCUUUCCAAUCAGGCAAGAGCAACAGCUGCCUUGUGGCAAAGGCAUUCUGUGACUUAGAACCUAUCUACACCCUCGAAGGCACGUAUGACAUUAUCAACCUGGUCACAGGCAGGGAAGUUACUGGUUUUGCCAGCUUUAAUCCUGCUGCCCAAAAAAGUAGGCUGUGA